AUGAGUACAGGCCAGUGCUGUGGAGGUGAGGCUGACCGUGAUGACAGAGGGAAUCAGAUUGCCUCUCAUCACUGCCAGAAUGCAACUCUGCAAGGUUAUUUAACAGUUUCCAUUGAGCCUCUUCCUCCUGCUGUCAUUGGAGACACAGUCACACUCAGGUGCAACUUCCAAACAGACAGCAACCUCCGAGAGAUUGUGUGGUUUCGAGUGAUUGAAGGAGGCAGUACCAAGCAGAAGAUUUUCACCUAUGAUGCCAUUUACAACACCAGCUACUCCCACAUAGAGGACAACCGCAAACAAGAAGACCUGGUCUACCAGUCAACUGUGCGGCUUCCUGAGGUACAGAUGGAGGAUGACGGCCUGUAUGAGUGCCAUGUGGGGAUCUAUGACACAGGCUCCAGAGACAAAGUGAUUCUAGCCUCAGGCAGCCUCAUCCUCACUGUUAUAGUACCUCCCAAGUCUAUCUCUGUGGUGGCAGCCAACAGUCCAGCUCCUUUCAGCCGCUAUGAGGCCCAGAAUUUUACUCUGGUUUGCAUUGUUACAGGAGCAAAGCCAGCUCCCAUGGUGUACUUCAAGCGGGAUGGUGAGCUUAUUGAUGUUGUGCCUACUCGCCAGUCUUCCUCCUCAGUGGGGGACCAAAGCAAAGCCCCUGGUGAAGAAAAGAGCCAGGGGAGGAGCCAGGCAGGGCUAUUGAGCUCCCAGGUUCUCACCAGUCGAGACCCUGAUGACACCAAACUCCACAAGUCCCUGUCCCUGCUGGAAGAAGAGGGGAAGCUGGCUCGGCUGGGCCAGGACAGCCCCAAUGGCCCAGAAGAGGGCCCAGAGCAAAGGUCAGAGUCCUACCCCAAGCCAACCACUGAGGUGAUCCCUGAGACCGUGGUGAGCCGUGAGUUUCCCCGCUGGGUUCAGAGCAGUGACCCACUGUACUACUUCCAGCUACGGCAGCAGGCAGCAGUUGACGGCACCAUGGAGGUGAGAGCCAUGCUGACCUGGAGCCUCAACCCCCAGCUGGACAAUGAGGCACUGUUCAGCUGUGAGGUCAACCACCCAGCUCUGUCUAUGCCAAUGCAGGCUGAGGUCACACUGGCUGCUCCCAGAGGACCCAAGCUGUCCAUGAGCCCCACUAAGGCCAAGGUGGGAGACACAGUCCGGAUCACUGUCCAAGGCUUCCAGCUGGGACCUUCUGCAAGUGAGGUCUUCCCUGAGCCCAUGUUCACCUGGAACAAGGUUGGUGGACAUCUGCUGGAUGGUAGAGAGGAGCAUGACGGCAGGGAGCUCGUUCUAGAGAGAAUUCCUGCUGAGCUCAACGGCUCCAUGUUCCGCUGCACGGCCCAGAAUCCUCUGGGCUCCACAGAUACCCACACCCGCCUCAUUGUGUUUGACAACCCAAGACUGAAGAAACAAUUUAUUGCUAUUGGUGCAGCAGUCAGUCGGUGCUCCCUCACAUUAACCUCCAUGUUGCUACUGCUGAUCUUCACCUCUGAGCUGACGUGA
Messenger RNA from Xiphias gladius (swordfish), 1494 nucleotides. RefSeq names its product immunoglobulin superfamily member 21-like. The record is from RefSeq and is a predicted model, not a curated record. Gene Ontology annotation, biological process: heterophilic cell-cell adhesion; homophilic cell-cell adhesion. NCBI's taxonomy places the organism in Eukaryota, Metazoa, Chordata, Actinopteri, Istiophoriformes, Xiphiidae. The coding region runs from base 1 to 1494 and encodes 497 amino acids. Gene Ontology annotation, cellular component: adherens junction. The transcript is spliced from 10 exons.